Lathyrus sativus (Indian pea) is the source of this 315-nucleotide messenger RNA. Lineage: Eukaryota; Viridiplantae; Streptophyta; Magnoliopsida; Fabales; Fabaceae. The record is from the annotation of a GenBank genome assembly.
AUGUAUGUGAGAUUAUUGGCCGCAAAGUCAAAUUGGAAUGUUCCUAAUCCGUGCUUGGAAUACUUUGCAAAAAUGAUGUUGCAUGCGACUCCUAUGAAAGACAACUUGCCUACAAGUUAUUAUAAGACAAAUGGGUUGGUGUCAAAGUUGGGUUUAGAAGUACGACAGAUUGAUUGUUGCAUAAAUGGAUGCAUGUUGUUUUAUGAAAAUGAGUUUCGUAUUAAUGAUGAGGCGCUGGAGAAAUAUAAGUUCUGUAAGAGUCCAAGAUAUCAAGUUCGUAGUAAAGCCAUUAAUCAUAAACAAAAACGUGCAUGA